This is a messenger RNA of Bathycoccus prasinos, 2031 nucleotides long. Its product is annotated as magnesium transporter. The transcript has a single exon. Gene Ontology annotation, biological process: magnesium ion transport. The record is from RefSeq and is a predicted model, not a curated record. NCBI's taxonomy places the organism in Eukaryota, Viridiplantae, Chlorophyta, Mamiellophyceae, Mamiellales, Bathycoccaceae. The coding region runs from base 1 to 2031 and encodes 676 amino acids. Gene Ontology annotation, molecular function: magnesium ion transmembrane transporter activity.
AUGCCCUCCGCUCAAGAACGUUUAAAAGAAGACGGCGCGGAGGAGAAGAAUAACGACUUCAGUAGUGAACCGAGUUCGAGAGCGUAUACACCUCCAUUACCACCUUUAGCGACGCCGGAAUACGUUCGAUAUUUACAAGAACAGCGACGUGGAGAUCUUGACACUGAAACGACGCCGUCGCAAACUGCUUCGGGGAACACAAGCGAUUCCGAAUUUCAACCUCCUCCUCCUUCUGACAGCAAAAACAAUACUAAUAAUAUUAAUAAGACUCGUCAGUCUUUUGCGAGUGCCAUAGAAGUAGAGGCGGGAAAUAAGGAAGACGAGAUGGAGAAGGAGCGGCGACGAAACGAAGACGUGACUUUCGCUCCUAUUAUUGGCCCAGACAGAAACCCAUCGCUCUCGGGAUCGAGAGCGAACUCGCACGAAGACUUAGUCGGUUUGAAUACGCGAGCGAUAAUGAACGCGGCGAACGAGAGAUAUAAAGAUCAAGCGCAAGAAGCCGCCAUGGAGACUCAGAAGAGAAAUUACACGGAGCUGAAAGACGUCGCGAUAUCGCUUUCGGAAGAUCCAGAGUCUCCGAGACAUCACAAGAACCUCACCACCACUUUCCCGAAACUCGGGAACAACAAAGGGUGGCUUCGAGUGGAUUCAACUGGACGCUUGACGAAGCUGACAAUUGAGAAGCACAAAAUUUCGCACAUGCUUCGGGUUCCUAUUCGAGAUUUAAGAGUACUCGAACCGGCGAUGAGCUCGUCCUACUCGACAUCCAUUUGGUGUCGUGAAAGAUCCAUCGUCGUCAACUUGGAGCAGAUUAAAAUCUUAAUCACGGCCGAGGAAGUCAUCUGCCCAGAUUCGAGGAAUUCCGCCGUGGUCGAGCGAUACAUUCCCGAGUUACAGCGUCGAUUACAAAGGCGGAUCAAAAUGAAAGAGUCUUCUCAAAAAGAAGACAAGGUGAAGAAGAAUAUGCCGGAAACGUUUUCCAGUUUCGCUCUGAACGAAGCCGCAGAGAAGAGUAAUAAAGAGAAAGAACAUCACGAACGCAAGCCUUCGAAUAGCGGAGGUUACACGUCUUUUGACGAAGAAGAGAUGAAAGGUCACGAAGGUGGCCACCAUCGCACGUCGUUCGAUACCUUUGGCGGACCCACGCCGGAAGGCUCGGAGUUUUCCUCCGAAGGUGGUUCGGACGAGACGUUGCCGUUUGAAUUGAUUGCGCUCGAAAUCGCUUUAGAGAUGGUAUGUAACGCGCUCGAAGUCGAAUCCGAUAAAGUCGAACGCGAAGGUAAACCGCAAUUGGAAAAGUUGAGACAAGACGUUAACCAGACCAACCUCGAAAAAGUUCGUCGCGUGAAGAAUAGAUUGGUUCGGAUCAAUGCGCGAGUCUCGAAAGUUCGAGAGGAAAUUCAGCGCUACUUGGAUGAUGAUUCCGAUAUGAGAGAUUUGUACCUGACUCGGAGAUUGAGAGAAGAGCUCAGACAAAACACGGCGCGUUCGAACAGAGAAAGUGGCGCGACGCCAUCACCAGCUGGUGCGAACAGGGGAGGGCGAGGGUUAGGUUCGCAACCGCCGUUAUCACCUUUGAAUCAGUCGCAAAGAACACCAAACCAGAUGCAAAAUUCUCCGAACGUGAACAGCGGACAGGUUCAAAUCAUCGGCCCAAACGGCGAGGUUUGGGACGAAGAUAAAGAUUUACAAGAAGUAGAGGAUUUGUUCGAAACGUAUUUCACUCAUAUCGAUUCGACGUUUAGAAAUUUAGAACAAUUGAACGAGUAUAUCGACGAUAUGGAAGAUUUGAUUGAGAUUGAACUGGAUAGUAAGCGGAACCAGCUUAUUAAGUUAGAGUUGUUGUUAACGACGGGAACGUUAUGCUUGUCCGGUUUCGGCGUCGUCGUGGGUGUGUUCGGGAUGAACAUUAGAAAUGGAUUGGAAGGUAGUCAGUCGUCGUUCGAGUUAGUCAUUGUCUUCUCCGUCAUCGGUAGCGUACUAACAUUCGCUGCUAUAGUCCAAGCGUGUCGGUACUUUAGAUUAUUUUAG